AUGGCUACACCGUGCUUCCUCUUCCUAAUCGCCGUAGCAUCAGCUGUCUCCUCCAUCGAAAGUGCGAGCAAAUCGUCCAAUGGGAGCUGCAUCGCGGCCGAGAGGGCCGCGCUGCUCUCUUUCAAGGCUGGCAUCACGAGCGACCCAGAUAGUGUCCUCGUCUCGUGGCAGCCAAGACACCUCAACUGUUGCCGGUGGAACGGUGUCACCUGCAGCCGCCGGACAGGCCACGUCGUCAAGCUCGACCUCCGCAAUCGUUCUCCCGACUGGAGUUAUGUCUUUUAUCCGGAUGAACAUUCGCUUUGCGGACAGGUAUCUUCUUCGCUGCUUGCACUCCGACAUAGUCUCAGGCAUCUAGACCUAAGUGGGAAUCUUGUUCUCGGAGAUGCAGCGGCUAUGCCUGGAUUCCUGGGCUCUCUCCACAGUUUGACUUAUCUUGAUCUCUCCUACACGUGUUUCCGUGGUAGAGUACCUCCUCAGCUAGGCAACCUCUCCAAACUGGUACAUCUUGACAUAAGUGGCCAUAUGGGCACUGAUCUAUACUCAACGGAUAUAUCUUGGUUAGCGCAUCUCCGCAUGCUACAACAUCUUUACAUGGGCUGGGUCGAUCUCAGCGGAGUUUAUGACUGGGUCCAUACGGUCAACACCCUUCCCAAUUUGGCUGUAUUGAGUCUCAUUAAGUGUGGCCUUCAUAUGAGUAAUACUCCGUCAUCACUUCCACACCACAACCUCACAGUUCUUGAGGAACUUAUCCUUUAUGAUAACUCUUUCAACAGUCUGGCUGCACCCAACUGGUUAUGGGAUGUAACUAGCCUGAAGAGUCUAAUCUUAGGUGGUUGUGGAUUAUCAGGCAUGUUUCCUAAUGGGUUGGGAAACUUGACGUUGUUAGAAACCUUUGACGUUUCAUAUAACAACUUCAAGGGGAUGAUACCAGCCAGGACACUGCAAAAUAUGUGUAACCUAAUAUCUCUCUCUCUCACUGAGAACAACAUCGGCGAGGACAUAACAGAGGUGAUAGACAGGAUACCCAACUGUUCUUUGAAGAAUUUGCAGCAGCUGAGUCUGGCUAAUGCCAACAUCACUGGCACGACUUUACAAUUUCUGUCAAACCUAACUAGCUUAAGAAAGUUUGAUGUCAGUGGCAAUCAGUUAAGUGGUUUAGUGCCCGUGGAGAUUCACACACUUAAGAAUUUGACGCACUUAGUCCUUGGAAACAACAACUUGAGUGGUUCAGUGCCUGUGGAGAUUAGCACACUUACAAAUUUGACUGAAUUAUACCUUGGAAAAAAUAAAUUUAGUGGUGUGAUAUCAGAAGAUCAUUUUGCUGGUUUGAUGAAUCUGAAGUACAUUGACUUAUCAUGUAAUAAUUGGGAAUUCACUAUUGCCUCGGGUUGGGUACCUCCAUUCAACUUGGAAGGCGCAUACUUCUCAUCUUGUCAUUUCGGUCCAGAAUUUCCUAAAUGGCUUCGAUCGCAGAAUGGCAUUUUCGAACUUGAUAUUUCAAACACAGGUCUAGUUGGUAUGAUCCCAGAUUGGUUUUGGAGUACCUUUUCUGAUGCUAUUUCGUUGGACAUAUCCAUGAACCAACUUAGCGGCGACUUGCCACUCAGUCUGGAGUUCAUGUCAGUGGUUGAACUUUACUUGCGGUCAAAUCUACUGACUGGUUUGAUACCCAAGUUACCAAGAACAAUUGUGCUAUUGGACUUAUCCAGAAACUCUUUCAAUGGGUUUGUUCCAAAUUUUCGAGCUCCGCAUUUGCAGGUUGCAAUUUUGUUUUCCAAUUCUAUAAGCGGGACUAUUCCAGCGUCAAUUUGUCAAUUGCGAAAAUUGCGGGUCUUAGAUCUUUCAAAUAAUUAUCUUUCAGUUGAACUUCCUGAUUGUGGCAGAAAAGGGCUAAAACUGUGGAACACAUCUAGCAACAACUCUCCAACAGUGAAUUCCAUGAGUUCUUUUAGUUUGAAAAUCACUACUCUCCUUCUAAGCAACAACAAUCUUUCAAGUGGAUUUCCUGUGUUUCUACGACAAUGUCCACAUCUUAUUUUCCUCGAUCUAGCUCAAAACAAAUUUACUGGGGAGUUACCUAAAUGGAUUAGUGAAGCCAUGCCUGGUUUGGUUAUGCUAAGGUUAAGAUCGAACAACUUUUCUGGUCAAAUUCCAAUUGAAAUAAUGGAACUUCGCAUUGUCCGUAUUCUGGACCUAUCUAAUAAUAGCUUUUCUGGGGUCAUACCGCAAUAUCUAGAAAAGUUGGAAGCUUUGACUAGCAAUGGUACUGUUAAUGACGAAAAUCCUUUUGAUGAAACUUACCAUAACACGUUUGGAGGCCUUUAUGGGGAACAACUGUCUAAUGAUAGCUUCUCGGUGGUGAUAAAAGGGCAAGUGCUUGAGUAUCGGGAGAAUACUAUAUAUUUGAUGAGCAUCGAUUUAUCCUGCAACCGUUUAACUGGAGAAAUCCCAGAGGAACUAAUCUCCCUGGUCGGUAUGAUAAAUUUGAAUUUAUCAUCAAAUUUUUUGAGUGGAAAUAUCCCAUAUAACAUUGGCAACCUUCGAUCAAUGGAGUCUCUUGACCUCUCAAAGAACAAACUUGGUGGUGGAAUUCCUCAGGGCUUAUCAGAUUUGACAUACUUGAGCUAUCUAAACUUGUCAUAUAAUAAUCUGUCAGGGAGGAUACCCUCUGGAGGUCAGCUAGACAUCCUCAAGAUAGAUGAUCCGGCUUCUGUGUACAUUGGUAAUUCUGGUCUUUGUGGUCAUCCAGUUACAAAGCAAUGUCCUGGUCCUCUCGAAGAUCCGCCAGCUAAUGGUGAUUCAGCAAUAUGGCCUGAAGAUGGUUUGUCUCAGAUGGAUUUCCUUCUAGGAUCAAUUAUUGGUUUUGUGGCGGGCUCUUGGAUGGUAUUUUGUGGACUUCUCUUCAUGAAGCGGUGGACGUAUUCUUAUUUCAGGCUACUGGACAGGCUACAUGACAGGUUGUAUGUCAUCUCUGUUGUUGCCUGGCGGGAAUGGUUCAGGAACACGGGUGGACAUUAAGCAAGAAUUACAUAGGGUGAUUGAAUUGCUCUAAAUAUAGAUACUGCUACUUGAGUAAGGCGGAUGAAAAACUUAUUGCUAUGUUGUACUCUCAAGCACUUUGUCAUCCAUGUACCGUGACGUGUUGUAUCUGAUCUGUAGAUAAAGAUCGAUACCUUAAUUCUCUCCUUUGUAAAACAAUAUGUAACAACUCGUGGUAAUCCUUUUAAGGUUGUUGG
Molecule: messenger RNA, 3239 nt
Organism: Lolium rigidum
Lineage: Eukaryota; Viridiplantae; Streptophyta; Magnoliopsida; Poales; Poaceae
Product: receptor-like protein EIX2
Exons: 1
Coding region: 1-3021 (1006 amino acids)
Molecular function (GO): protein binding
Source: RefSeq, a predicted model, not a curated record